AAUCAAAACGAAAUUAUAGCUCAAUGAGAAUCUACUGGGAAAAGUUAAGGUUGCAUUUCAGCUCUUUGAAACCAAAUUGCCAUUGAUGCCGAUACCUGCAGUUGUUGUCAGUAUGAUGUUUAUUAAGAAGAGACAGAUGAUGGAGGUGUUUCCUCUCAGUUGGAGAAAAGUUUGGAAUGAGUGUGAGCUGCGAGGAAUGAUUCUACUUAGCCUCACUGCCCAAAUAGUUCUCGUCAUUCUUGGAAAUCGUAGAAAGUAUAUUGCCACAACAUGGGUUAGAAUUACUGUUUGGUCAGCGUACUUACUUGCCGAUUAUAUAGCAGCAAUGGCUGGUGGCAUACUCUCAAAUGACAUAGGAGAUGUCUACAUGGAUAGUGGUGUUCUUGAUGCAAACUACGAGCUAAAAGCAUUUUGGGCGCCUCUUUUGCUCUUGCACUUGGGUGGCACUGAUGCCAUUACUGCAUACUCAUUGGAAGACAAUGAGUUGUGGAAAAGGCACUCAUUUGCAGUAUUUACACAAGCAAUGACGACAUUAUAUAUCUUGCUCUUGUCAUGGACGGGCUCUCGUCUUUCCCUACUCUUUAUUGUGAUGUUCUAUGUUGGUCUUGUCAAAUAUUGUGAAAGAGUGUGGGUACUUUAUUUGGCAAGCGAUAAGAAAUUUAGAGACUCAAUUCCAGAUAUCUCUACCAGUGCUUCCAAAAUAAUGGAAGAAUGCAGACUAAAGCAGUUGGAGGGGUACCAUCUCACAACACAUCAAGUACUGGAGAUUGAGGUACCGAAUCAUUCAGUUGAUACAUUAUUAGAUGAACUUGUUCCUAAUGCAAAGCAAUUACUUAUGGCUUAUAGCUUACUUGAGAUGGUCAAGCGUCUCAUUGCAGAUCUCAUACUUAGCGUUCAGGAUCGGGAUGCAAGCAGGGCAGCCUUUGAAAGGGAUAGUAUGUCUUGGGAAAAGGCUUUUGGGGUAAUUGAGAUUGAACUCGGGCUUAUAUAUGACUUGCUCUACACUAAGGCAAAGGUAGUCUACUCUUUUUGGGGCAUUGCUAGAAGAAUCCUUGGAAUCUCCCUUACCAUCAUUGUAUUGGUGGUUCUAACUUUUUAUGAGAUGGUUAGUGAGAAACGACAAUACUCCAAGAUUGAUAUUGCCAUAACUUUGGUAUUAUUGGCAGUUGCUCCUCUUCUAGAGUUAUAUGCAUUUGUGGAAUUGCUUCUCUCUGAUCAAACUAUUCAUUGGUUAAUUGUGCAUAAGAAAACAAACAUUCUACGAGCCAUCAGUUGCAGUUUACGAUUUAUUUGUGCUAAAAAACAGAGGUGGUCCAAUUGCAUUGGUCAGUUCAGUCUGCUAAGCUUUGCCUUAAGAGAAAAACACCUACACUUCCACGGAAUCUUAAUGAAGUUAGGUAUUGAUGAAAUGCUAGAGAUUCACCAAUAUGAGACUCCUGCAUCCAUCAGCAAUGAUUUGAAAGAAUUCAUCUUCAACGAGUUUAGGACUCUUAGGCAUUGGGCGAAAGAUAAUGGCCAUGGCUUAGAUCUUAAAGCUUUGUUUGGCUGUAUGGGAGGCCGCACACUUAAAAAGUACUCAUUUCUUGAGCUUGAAUGGAGUGUUCAGUUUGAGUUUGACCAGAUCAUCCUUGUUUGGCACCUUGCAACAGAAAUAUUAUAUCACAAAGAUUUUGAAUCAACGUUGCAUGAAAGAGCCAAGUGCUUAUCACAAUAUAUGCUCUACCUCCUAGUCAAGCAUCCUAAUAUGUUGCCCAUUGGGAUGGCACACAUCAGGUUUCAGGAAAUUUAUGUUGAGGUUGGACGGUUUAUUGAAGAACAAAUUUCAAAAUCAGUCACAAUAAACGGCAAGAGGGAAGCUAUUGAGAUGUUACAAAAAGUGAACACUAAGGUCAUGCUUACUACCCAAGGAGGAGAUAAAAGUAACUUCGUGAUAUUUCAUGCGUGUAAGCUUGCAUCACAGAUAAACAAUAGAAACUACAGAUGGGAUAUGAUUGCAAGCUUUUGGGUGGAAGUGUUAGGUCAUGCUGCUAUCCAGUGUAAAGGAAGACAUCAUGCUCAGCAGCUGAGAGGAGGAGGGGAGCUUCUUACUCAUGUCUGGCUUCUCAUGGCACAUUUUGGCUUAACCGAUCAUUUCCAGAUACCACGUAAUCGUGCAAUAGCUGAGGCAGUUCAGAGGUAGGAUAAAAAGUAAUCAACUAAUAACUUAAGUUACAUUUGGCAUUUAGUUGGAGAUCACUGCAAGAAAGGACACCGUUUCUUUUUUUAAGGACCAUUAUUGGUUUACAAUUUCUGUUCAUGGAAAUGUGUAUAAUAUUGUACAUAUUUAUUUAGUCUAUGAUGCAAUGUUCAUUUGGAACAGAAGAGCCAAGACACCUUUAGAUUGAGUAUU
Molecule: messenger RNA, 2389 nt
Organism: Quercus robur (English oak)
Lineage: Eukaryota; Viridiplantae; Streptophyta; Magnoliopsida; Fagales; Fagaceae
Exons: 2
Coding region: 86-2179 (697 amino acids)
Source: RefSeq, a predicted model, not a curated record